ACGUGGAACCGUACGCAACAGGACACGUUUCAGAGAAUCGGGUGCUGCUAUUUUCACCGCACUAAGCCAACCAGUAGAGUCGGUGAUGAUAAUUUUGCUUCUUUCCUCACAAGAAGGGAAGAAGAAGAAGACGAGGAAGAAGAAGACGAGAGGAGAGGAGAGGAGAGGAGGCUGAAUUUUGAGAACUGGAAGAUGCUGAGACGUGCAGCAGCUAGGAGCAGGGAGAGGCUGUCUUCUCUCACCUCGUUGUCAUCAGGGAGGGGGCCGAGCCAGGCUUCCUCUUCUGCCGCCUCCAUUUCCAAUAAUCCGAUGAGCGGCCGUGAUUCGUCGCCAGGAGGUCCCAGAUUGUGUUCCUUAUUCGGCAAUUCAAAUCUCUUCGGCUCCCAAUUUCAUCUUCUGUGCAGAGGUUUUGCAUCAAAGCCACUUGCCCUCAAGGAAAACAGUGUUAUUCCAGACGUUCCUCCGACUGUGGCAGCUGUUAAGAACCCAACUGCAAAGAUAGUUUAUGACGAAUACAACCAUGAGCGUUACCCUCCAGGUGAUCCCAGCAAGCGGGCGUUUGCCUAUUUCGUCUUAACUGGUGGGAGAUUUGUUUACGCUUCACUGAUUCGCCUCCUUAUCCUGAAGUUUGUCCUCAGCAUGUCAGCCACUAAGGAUGUUCUUGCAUUGGCCUCUAUUGAGGUUGACCUUUCCAGCAUUGAGCCGGGCAGCACAGUCACUGUGAAGUGGCGUGGGAAGCCAGUCUUCAUCAGGCGCCGAACUGAGGAUGAUAUCAAGCUGGCAAACAGUGUCGAUGUGCACUCUCUUCGCGACCCACAGGAAGAUUCAGCGCGAAUAAAGGAUCCAGAGUGGCUCAUUGUUGUCGGGGUCUGCACGCAUCUGGGUUGCAUCCCAUUACCAAAUGCUGGUGACUUCGGUGGGUGGUUUUGCCCAUGCCAUGGUUCUCACUACGACAUCUCUGGCAGGAUUCGCAAGGGACCGGCACCUUAUAAUCUGGAGGUACCCACUUACUCUUUCUUGGAAGAGAACAAGUUGCUUAUUGGGUGAUUAUUGAAGGUGUAGUCAUCAUCUACAGGGACAAUGAGGUUUUUUUUAAGUAUUUCUCUCUGUAUUUAGUUGUGAAAUACUUCUUGUUGAAGAUAUCUCUGAUUUUCAAUAAUUUGUAUGGUCUUUGAUGUAGCACGCUAUGGUGCUGGUGUUGCUUUAGAACUGAACAAAUUGUCUGCUCAAACGCUGCUUUUAUGCACGCGUGAUUAAUUAUAGUAUAUUUACCAUUUUGGAGA
Molecule: messenger RNA, 1283 nt
Organism: Diospyros lotus (date-plum)
Lineage: Eukaryota; Viridiplantae; Streptophyta; Magnoliopsida; Ericales; Ebenaceae
Product: cytochrome b-c1 complex subunit Rieske-4, mitochondrial-like
Exons: 2
Biological process (GO): mitochondrial electron transport, ubiquinol to cytochrome c
Cellular component (GO): membrane
Molecular function (GO): 2 iron, 2 sulfur cluster binding; quinol-cytochrome-c reductase activity
Source: RefSeq, a predicted model, not a curated record